UCUCUAUCUCUCUCGGCUCCUCCGUGCCAGGCAGCGGCACCGCUUCCAUCUUCCCAUUCCCUUGCUUCCUUCCUCCUUCUUCCUCUUCUUCUUCGUGUGGUGGUCGCGUUUUCGUCUCCCUCCCUGGUACUCACUCUCACUCACUCACUCACUCUCACUCUCUCUUUCUCUCAUAAGCGCAGCGCUCUCGCAGAAACAACCACAUUAUUCGUGUCGUCUUCGUUGCUGCUGCUGCUCAGUUAUCCAUCGCCUUCUUCUUUUGUCUUUCCGCUUUGCCGGUGAUUGAUUAGUUCUGCUGCUGCUGCUUCCGCGUCCGCGUUUCUAUUUGUGUUCACGUGGAUGCCGUUUUCGCGCUCUAUCUCUCUCUCUCUCGCGCUCUCGCUCGCUCUUUUCUUCGUUUCAUGGAUCAUCAUCUGCUGACGCAGUCACGUUGUUAAGGUAAAGAGCUUUGGAGCGAUCUCCCCGCUCGGGUGGUGGUGUUGUUGGGGAUGCUGGAGCCGGUCCGUGUUGCCGGGGAGGUCUGUGGAGGGAUGUCGAGAGAAAUGGCGGAAUUGCCCUUGUGCUGGGGAGUCACGCCUCGUACAUGGCCGUAAACUGGGGUGGCCCUGUUCAUUGUUCACGCUUCUGGGGUUGUGUUUCUUUGUACACUUCCACAGUGACAGGGCAGCACAUUUCACACGCAGUUUUGGCUUGAGUAUGAACCGAAAGUGGAACGGGACAAAAAUGUGGUGUUGAGUGUGAGGUUGGGCUCAAAGUUGCGCUUGUGUAAUUGGGGAGUUCAAGGCGUUUGGGAGGCACACGGCACAGUGCACUUGAAAGUUGGGAAAAAAGGAAAUGUGAAGCAGCUGUGAUUUGAAGAGCAAGCCGCUUCUACGGAUAUUUCCUCGAAUCGUUACAUUUUACUGACUGCACGCUUCCUGAUAAGAUUCCUGUAUCCUCGAAAAUAACGUUCAUGUUUCUUGACAUUUCAGUUAGCUGCUCCUGAUAGCCUGGCGAACUUGUCAUGAACCUCAUUCCCUUUCUGCUUGCUACAACAUGAAUCUAGUCAUGGCAGACAAGGACCAGCCCGUGUUUCGAGACUUUUUAGGUCUUGACCGAAUCGAUGACAUCAACCAAGUGAAAUACCUCUCUUCAGAGAUGAUUCCUGCUUCGAGAAUCAGCUCGGGUUUCGAGUCUGAAGGCGACGGUGAGACGAAUAACACUCGAGCGUCAUCGGGAACAAGCGGUCGGUUCAAAUCUAAUUCCACUCCCAUACACGUCCUCCCUCCGUUUUACUCGACCGUUCCGAGCUCGUCUGAUCUUGGUUCAGUCGGCUGGCAGCGAGCCCAAGCAGUACCCCUUCAGUAUCAUGGCAACAAUAGUGCUUUCUCCAAGUUGAAAGCAGAUACAAACAAGUUGUCAAGAAAGAGGGACUCACCGACUAAUAGAGAUUCAUUACAAGAGCGCCUUGUUGAAGCAUUAGAGAGUUCUCGGCCACAGAAGGUUCAGGCACCUCGGCAUGAACACAUAAGACAGGAGAAGAUCGUCGAGACAAGUGAGGCAUCCGGUGACGAUCUCCGUCUUUCAAUGCAACCUCCUCGAGCAUCUAGUAGAAGCCCUCCUUGGUUGCAGCAGAGCACAAAACCUGAAGCUUCUCAACGGCCCGUAAAGAAACAUCAACCUUACAGACCCUCACAGAUCAAUACUGGUGUUGGUAUGCGAGGAAUUAGUCACCUGGGGGCUUGUGCUGAAAGAGCAGAGAGAACAGAUAGGACUCUCGUUGUGCCACCCCGGGAGAACAAUGUGGCUGGCAGUUCUCAACUGGAUCAACCAGCAGCUGACGAGGGUUCAAGAACAGGACUAAAACAUUCGGUUUUAGCAGGACUUCUCGAUAACGCUGGGCUUCUUCAUCAUGACCGAACUGCACCCUAUCCUGCGGGAUCUAGUGGUUGUCCUCCUCUCGCACCUCAGCAUCAAAAGUCACAAAAUCAGAAUGGAGGUUCAGAGUCUAUGAUUCCAUUGAGUCGCCAAGCUCCUUCUACAUCAAGUCGACAACUCACCAUCUUCUACGGAGGGCAAGCUCAUGUUUUUGACGACGUCCCCCCGGAUAAGGCGGACGCUAUCUUGACUCUGGCGGGCUCAAACGGGAGAUCAUGGUCGACAACCUGCUCGCCACGACCUGCGGCAAAGCCUACAACUUCCAUGAGCGAGGGUUCCAUGUCAGCUAUAGAGAGGGAGAAAGAACACUCCGUUCAAAGCUUAGGGGGGAGUCUGACUCUUUCAUCUGAGGUGCAAACUGUGUUGCGGGGUUUGAAGCAGUCUGGUUCCCUCACAGGCCGAUCUGCUUAAGUUUGAAUCUUCAUUUUGCUGCUGUUAACGCGCGAGCAGUGGUGGAUCAAUCUUCUGUUUAGCCUUCUGGCUCUAAUUUAAUUGGUGCAGAUACAGCGAUUUCUAGAUUUGUAGGGACGCAGUUGCUUCCUGAUUCUUGCAGCCGUUCGAUUAGACGGGUUUGGGGACAUAACAAACAGCACAUUAUUUUGGCCCUUUGUGCCUAGUGUCGUUUAAUAGUUUUUCCCCCCUGAAACCCAAGUGAGUAACUUGAAUUGUGGGGUAUGUGAAUUAGUAGAACUGAGAAUACUCUAGAAUUUGUCCAGCUAGAAACUAUCGUCAUUUCUUGUCACGACUUGCUUCAUAUGAAGAUCAAGUUCAUUUCCCUUCUGCAGCAGUUUGGAUAUCCCGAACUUGAGAGUAUGGUGGUGUAGGUAGGAGACAUGACUGCACAUGACGCUGAAGCUGAUGAUUCUCCAGCAGGUUCGUGUAAAUAUUGCUAGUUAUAUGUCUAGGUGAUCGAUGUGAAGUUGAACGGUUGAGCUCGUUAUUUUUCUUGGAAGCUAUUGAAGAUGUGCUCUGUGGUGAUGAUAAUUGAAUUUUGUACACAAGUGUUCUAGUCC
Physcomitrium patens is the source of this 2930-nucleotide messenger RNA. Lineage: Eukaryota; Viridiplantae; Streptophyta; Bryopsida; Funariales; Funariaceae. The record is from RefSeq and is a predicted model, not a curated record.